Molecule: messenger RNA, 2175 nt
Organism: Scatophagus argus
Lineage: Eukaryota; Metazoa; Chordata; Actinopteri; Scatophagidae
Gene: sh3bgrl3
Product: SH3 domain binding glutamate-rich protein like 3
Exons: 3
Coding region: 108-386 (92 amino acids)
Cellular component (GO): cytoplasm
Source: RefSeq, a predicted model, not a curated record
CCUCCCUCAAUUUCCUUACUUUGAAAGCGAUAACAGCUUAGCUUGACGCAGGCGAGGGACAGCUACUUGCAAGCAGAUACACAAAGGGAGUGGAAGGACCUGCAACUAUGGGAAUCAAACUGUACUACACCACCGUUACUGCCUCACGGACGGUGAAGUCUCAGCAGGCAGAAGUGAUCCGAAUCCUUGAUAGUAAAAGCAUCCAGUACGAGCUGGUCGACAUCUCUGUGGGCGGUGAGCUUCGUGAUGAAAUGAGAAGCAAAGCGGGGAACCCCACGGCAGCCCCCCCACAGCUUUUCAAUGAAGACCAGUACUGUGGGAACUAUGAAAUGUUUUGUGAGGCGGUGGAAGCAGAUGCAGUGGAGCAGUUUCUAAAACUGGCAUGAGGAGGGCCGAGUCUAAUGCUCCAUCUUAACCCCCAUUUCCCCCAUCCAGCUAUCCACCCACCCUGCUCCCUAAUGGAGGACCUUUAUCCAGUCUCUCUCUCUGUAACACUGGCAGUUGUCCACUCACUUUCAAUGCCAUAAUGAAGAAUGCCAAAUAUCUUGUACCCCCCCACCCCCCACCCACUGCACCAUUAGACUUUAAAUCAGUCUUAAUCAGUUUUAUUUUUGUGUUGUAUUUUUCUGUCCUUUUGAUUUGUUUCGGACCUUUUCCCUGUCUGAGUAAGUGUUACAAAGUGCUCGUCCACUAGGAAUCAAUCGGGUGUGUAAAUGUGCUGUAAUUAGGUCGACUAAUCUUGGCCGCGGCCACAUGAUCGCUGGAGAUUAAACUAAUCCACUGGAUGACAACAUUCAUCCCUGAAUCUUCCCGAUCCUCUGCAGACCGAACACACCAUCGUCACUCAGUCUUAUCUACUUUGUCGUCUUUUUCUGUAGCCUUCAAGUUCCCAUGUUAAAUAUGACUGCACACCACUUGGGCUUCAUAUGGAUGCAAACGCACACUGAAGUAGCAAGGACUCUAAUGUCCUUCAACCCAGUUCAUUCCAAGAGUUACAGCAGCAGACGUCUGUUUGGUGUGGGAAACUUUGUAAACUUUCAUCCAUUGGACACCAGGCAGUAUAUGACCAGAGAUCUGGUUCUGAAAUGGGGCGGUGAUGCCACUGAAACUCAAAAAGUGUAUUUUUGGACAAAUAUUAAAAAAAAAAAAAAAAAAAACUUAAACGAAACCAGAAGCUAGUACGCAUUUAAAGGGCGCCUUAUAGUGUUUUUUGUAAACAAACCAAAUCAAACAAACAAUAAAAAACCCAUUGAUCGAACAUUUCAAUACUUGGCUCCUUCUUAGCGUCCAGUGGAGCAGGAUGAACACACGUCUUAAUGUCACAUUUGGUGCCAAUAUUUCUAUCUGUAAUAUACUGUAGUAUUAGCACUUCCCUGCCAUCUUCUGCGUUUUCCAAAAUGUGUAGAGCUUGAAAGCUUCCUUCCUGUAUUUCUGACUGACAAGGCGAAAGGCUCCAAAGGUUUAGAAGGGAGCUUUUCUUAUAGAUUCUAAAUGACUGAAAAGAUGUGAAUCUUCUGGUGUUCAGCCACGUAGCUUUGCCUUCCUCUGUUUAUUUUGUGUUACAGUUUCACUGAUUGUCCUGGGCAUGAAGGCGCAGUGACGUGACUAUGCACUGAAACCCUGCCUCAUUCUGAACCCGGACAUAAAGGUCAAAACUGGUGUGUUUAGGUUGACCUGACUCAGUCUUACUAGCCUUAGGGAACACUCACCACAUGGGAAAAAUGAAGGCUUCACUUAGUUGUGCUUUUAUAUAUGUGCACAUUCAUUCGCAUAAAUAUAAUGUUCACGUAAUGGGUCGCUUUCGUCUUCUUUUUUUAUUUGAGAACAACAUGGUUUCCCUCUCUUACUUGUAACAUCUGUCGAACCCCCAUCCUGCUUUCAAAGUUGUGUUGUUACGGUUUGGGAUCCCUUGUAAUGACAGCCUUCACCCACAAUGUUUGUGCACUGUUUUGUAAGUCGAUGGUUGUAGUUGUUUGCCUGUUGUUGAAGUAAAUUCGCUACCAACCAUAUUUUAGACAUUCCAUGUCUCUCUCUCUGAGCUCCUGCUUUGCUUUUGGACCAAUUCCUCUUGGCCAAAAAAAAAAUGAAGAAAAUAGGGAAUAAAAUGCUGUUGUCUUCCAAGAAGAUUGUGAAAAGUGAUUUAUGGGUGAAAAAAAUAAAAUGGAGUUGAAUCUA